Lactuca saligna is the source of this 261-nucleotide messenger RNA. The record is from the annotation of a GenBank genome assembly. Lineage: Eukaryota; Viridiplantae; Streptophyta; Magnoliopsida; Asterales; Asteraceae.
AUGGGUCAGAUAGAAAGGACGUGGAGCGAACAUUUGGUAUACUCAAGAGGAGUUGACAAGGAAAAUAGAAGAGAAGUACAUGAUUGUGAAAUUCAUCACUCCCUUCGUGCGGAUUUGGUGGAGCACAUUUACAGGGCUCACAUACAACUCGAGGCUGAGUAUUGGCAUGAUGAUUUGUUUGACGAAUCAGAUGAAGAUUCAUAUAUGAUCGUCGAUGACUCAGGCAAUGAUUCAGAUAACGAGGACGGCGAUUCAGAGUGA